Molecule: messenger RNA, 799 nt
Organism: Meira miltonrushii
Lineage: Eukaryota; Fungi; Basidiomycota; Exobasidiomycetes; Exobasidiales; Brachybasidiaceae
Exons: 1
Coding region: 38-334 (98 amino acids)
Biological process (GO): rRNA (guanine-N7)-methylation; peptidyl-glutamine methylation; tRNA methylation
Molecular function (GO): protein heterodimerization activity
Source: RefSeq, a predicted model, not a curated record
CUAUCCUUCUCAGUAAUCAUCACGACAAACUUCAAAGAUGCGAUUGCUAACGCACAAUCUGUUGGCAUGUCAUUCGCGGCAUUGUACACAAACAUCGAACAAUUUCCCACUGAAAUUCAAAGAUGUCAAAUUGGAAUUGUUAGAGACUGAUUUUAAUGAAGCAUUCAUUCGUGGAUUUUUACCGAAAUUGGAUUGGAAUGCUUUGGUUCUUACAGCGAGGGAAUUGGGAGAUACUUCUUUACCCGAACAAGGACCGGAUAUGGAAGACCCGAUGUUGGAUCAGCAGAUCUUGCGGAAUUUGCAUCACGUACUAUUAGAGGUGAGUAUGGCUUGAAAGGAAGGAAGAUGGUAUGGUUUUUUGGGCUAAGAAGCGGGAAUGGCAGCUCAGGCUUCUAUAGCACAGAGAAAGACAGAUCAGACAUAAAGCACUCUCAAUGCUUGUGUUUGACAAGUCAUAUUAUGUCACCCCCAGUCUGCAAGGCACUCUUAUCAUUAUCGCAUAAAUCUAAUCUUAAACACUGCCUCACUUUUUAGGUCCACAUAACAGAGGGUUCUAUGAUCUGUCCAAAUUGCUCACAUAAUUAUCCGAUUCGCAAUGGAAUACCGAAUAUGGUGAGUGUGGAGAAAUAAACAAAGGUGUCACACUACAGUGCACCUUUUUGUUUGAUAUGCUGAUCUAACCUUUUUCUCUCCUUUGUUCCCGAUCUUCUUAGCUCUUGGCCGAACAUGAGAUCGCACGGUAAAAAGUUGACAUUUUUCAUUUUCACACUUUGUAUAUUACACAAUCACUUAAAAGCAC